Formica exsecta is the source of this 4675-nucleotide messenger RNA. It is a transcript of the gene Fas3, whose product is annotated as fasciclin-3. Lineage: Eukaryota; Metazoa; Arthropoda; Insecta; Hymenoptera; Formicidae. The record is from RefSeq and is a predicted model, not a curated record. Bases 1468 to 3171 code for a protein of 567 amino acids. The transcript is spliced from 12 exons.
UGCCUCCUGCCUCCUCGCUUUUUUCGAGACAAUUUCUUGUUUAGUCCCAUUUCGGCUAUCGCGCGAGUGUCCAGUCGAAAACUUUUUACGAUACUUACUCGUACGUUAAUGUCCCGCGUGUAUAUUCGAUGUACAUUACGUAUAUUAGAAUAUUACCUUUUGAAUAUUUCGUGUCUUGUCGGUCGAACCCGACCACUGUGAAGUGAAUCGAUUCACUGUCUAGUGAAAACGAAUCGGAAAUAGAGAUACAUGUAUUUAAUAAUCAUGCCCAUCUAGUGUGUUGUACAUACAUCGGUUAUUUGGAGAAACGUCGAUUUAUGGUAUAGAUAAAAAAAGAAAAAAUCCGUCUUAUAAUAUAUCGUCCGUAAAGCGUGCAAUGCUGGGAGAGUCGAGAAAACAAUCGGGCCGUUGUAUUAUGCGUAAAUGUAUCUGUUAUGUCGUCUCUUGUCGUUUCAAGAUAUGCAGCGUUGGCGACCGCUUCGUAUCUUUUCCGUGUUUUUGUUGUCAAGGACACAUUCCUCGCGGACAUGAUUGAACGACGCAUGAUCGUCGUACUAAUAAACGCGAUUGGGAUUAAUUAUUUGCGUCGAAUGGAAGUAAUUUAUUUGCUUUGAACGCGCGUUACGGAAUAACGUCGGUAAAAGAUAUAAAAUUCUUUAAGAGUACAUCAAUACGCGUCAUUAAUUCGAUCGAAUCAUAUCGAGUAUUAUUCGGCAUAUCAGAAAUAUCUAUGGAAUUUAUUUAGACGAAUAUUGAUAUUCGCGCGAUAAUAAUUUAUUAUUCGUUCGCUUUUCGAGCUUGUCGGUAUAUGUGUUAGUUAUAGCGUGAAGUAGCUGUGCAUCUUGAAUUAUAUAUCGCGUUACGUAUGUAUAAUUCGAAUAGAAAGGCCGCUAGAGAAUGACACGUUCGCGGAGGAUACAUGCGAUACAACAAAUUCGUCGAUUCAAGGAUAAUGUUCGAUCGCGCGUAUGCCUCGAAAUGAAUACGUAGACACGCGUACGUACGCGACGAUGCGACAUGCGUGAGAUAGGGGAAGGUUAUGGAACGAGAAAGUAGGCACGCACGGUGUAUAAAGGUAGUGUAGCCCGAGCGCGGCCGACGGGUGGGGGAAUCGGCGGGGUGUUCGGGCGAUCUCGGCUGGCCGCCGAAGUCUCACGAAGUGUCCCGAAAGUAAAGCGCGCGACAGACGGUCUUCGCGCGUCGAGCUCACCGGUCGUUCUCGUUCGCACCUCUCGGUCCUUCAUCGUCUCGACGUUUACGCGACGACGAUUCCCGAAUACGGAUUAACGUUUCGGAUCGACCAAGACGCGCUUCUCCGCCGAUAUCUCUCGUUCGUCCGCGUCGAAUAAAUCACGCCACCAUCGAGUUUCUUGUGUUCAUUCGCGACUGUUCGCGGAGUUGACGCCUGAAGUUCGCGACUAAAAAAAAAAAAAAAAAAAAAUCAGUUUCCGAGUGUUUCGUUUUGUGAUGUGCAUGAAGCCAACUACUGGCCGCUGCAAGAUGAUGACGACCACCGUCUGGGCCUGUGUCCUCGCCGUGCUGUGUGCGACGUUUGUUAAAGCGUCAAGACCGAAUCAGAUGAUAGACAUCGAGCCGAAAAGGGAAACGGCUGUCCGGGUCGGCGAGAGUUUGCAAAUUCUAUGCAAAGCCUCACAAUCGCUUCGUGUUUGCCGUGUGGAAAUACCUGGCGAGGGUAGUAUAGUACUGAACGGGGAAGACCCGGGAGAAGACGGCAUCGAGUAUUACGGUGAUGGUACCAAGACUGGUCAGUGCGGCGUCCGUAUCGCCAAAGUGAAGGAAACUCAUGACGGCAUCUUCAAAUGCUCCCUAACGACCACCACCGCCCGGCAAGAGGCAACCGCGUCUCUGAAAAUCAUCGUUGCGAGACCACCCAAUAACCCGGAUCUUCGCACGAGUACCGGAUCUGUUCAGAGAAAUAUUUACAGAAAGGGCGAAAAAUUGGAAAUCAGUUGCAGCGCUCCGUCUGGACGACCAGCAGCGAAUAUCUCGUUGUUCCUCGACGAUGAUCCGAUCGGCAAGGAAGAUAAAACCAUCGUCUACGACACGAAUAUAGACGAGAACUCUUUGGCCAUGCAAAACGUUUCACACACUUUGGACUGGUCUGACAACGGCAAAACAGUACGAUGCGUGGCCAGUCACAUCGCUCUUGAUAAACCCAAGGAAACUACUUUGCAACUCGAAGUAUUCUAUCCACCUCAGCCACAUUCAACAUUCGAACGUUUCGGAUACGUGAUUGGCAGACAGGGAAUCAUCAAUGUUACCAUUUAUGCGAAUCCUAGGCCGCGAUUCAUAUGGCGAGUGAAUCAAGAGCAGAUCGAAGAAGGCCGUCCUGACCAGAGCAAUCGAUUAGAGACUUCAACUGCCGUUGACAUGGGGAAAGGAGUCUGGAGCGUAAUUCUGAGGAUCGACAGCGUUCAGAAAUCCGACACGGAGAAGGAGUACGCGUUGAUAGCGACCAACAAUGAAGGAUCGUAUGAAUAUCGUAUCGUUUUGUCGACAUCUUCGGAACCAGCAGGAGCGUUCGGUCACUUCUAUGGUAAGCUCUCCGAACACAUGCACGCACUAGGUGUUGAUUUAGACGCUGGAUCUAUCAUCGGUAUCGUCGUGGGCGUUCUGGUGCUCGUACUCAUUAUUUUCCUCGUAAUCUUUGCACGCGCGACCGGCCGCUGGUGCUUUGCAGGUCGUUCGUCCACCAGGAAUCUCGGGGAAUCAGACUUCGCGGACCCUGCGACGAGCGUUAGACUUCUUCGCCUCGAGAAAUCGAAAACUGCGGCCGAUGUCGUUAGAAAAAGAAGCGACACAGAAAGUGCCGGCAGAUAUUCCCGAUCGGAAGUAGAUGGAGCGUCGUCCCGAGGACAACGGAAACCAAGGAUUAAUCUGUCCAGACUUUUUGGACGUAACAAGGAUAAAGUGUCGGGUACCGAUACGGACACUAUGAAGACCGUCGUCACCGUCGACGACGAGAAGAUUGCUGAGCCAGUUGCGCAGGAAAGCAGGACGAAUCCUGCGACGGGUGAGGGUGGAAUAGUUUACGCGGAGCUGGAUCUUACACAACAAGGUACCACAUCCCGGCGGCUCAACGAGGAUAAAACGGAAUAUGCCGAGAUCUUGUACACGAAACCGGAAACGGAGGAAACACCCGAUAAAUAAUUGCGUCUCGAAAGCGAUUAAUAUACAGACGAUCGCGCGUUCUUCAUCUAUCGAGAGUUACGAUUUUUAAAAACGACAAUUUCUUCCGCGUAAAAACUGAUGCGAUUUUAUUACAAGUAAACGAAAAACGAAAUGGACAUACAAUUUGAAACAAAUUAAAGCGACAAAGAAUUCGUUUCAAGGUGUUAUUUUUACCUCGUUAUUGAUCUUUCGUCGCGUUUAUCGCGAUCAUUUUCAUAUACAAAAAUGGACACAAUCACGUUCCUUAAUCAAAGCCUCAAUUUAUGUGUCCGUACGUGUGAUAAUUUGUUGUAUGGUAGAUAAUGUUCAGAUAAGAUAAUGGUCGGAUAAUGUUAUAUUACGAUCGCACGGUGUUCCGAUCUCUGUCCUUCGACGUAUGUGUUACGCAGCUGAUUAUUGAAUUCGGGAGCAAGGAGAGACACGGCUUCUUGCCGAAUACGGGAAAAAUAUGCGUUGCUAUGCACAAAUUGCUUUAUAAAUUUAUAACGUCUCAAAUGGUAUGUGCAAGCGGUAUACCCAAUUAUUUCUCAUUCGACGAGAAUUCAGACGAGAAUUCUUUGAUGAGAAUUUUGUGGAAAAUAUGAUCUUAACCAUCGUGUUGUCGGACGAACUUUUUUUGUUCAGCUAAAAAGAUUUCACUUAAAAUUUUUGUAUGUAUUAAGCUAUACUAAUUUGCAUAUUUCUUAGAUCACUUUUAAUGAGAAUAUAUAUAUCUUUUCUUCUCUAUAAAUUUCUUUUUUCUUAUGACGUAUAUAUGACUAUUGCGACAUUAUGUUAAACAUCGCGUUAAACGUACUUAAGUAUUAAUGUUAAUGUUGUUAUUGUCCAUUUAAAUAAUACAUAAGCGUAAUAAUAAUAAUAAUCACUAUCGUGCAAGUCAUACGCUUAAAAGUUGUUUGGAUGAUUUAAAUUUGGAAAACUAAUCAUAUGGAAAGAAGAAUAUCAUCGUAAGAAUAUCAGCUAUAGCAAAUGAAAAAAUUAACGCAAAGAACAUUCAAGCGAUACCAAAUAAAAUCACAAAAACGAUUUUUAAGCGCGAGACUAUUGUUUUUGUAUAUUAUAAAGUUCAAUAUACUUAAAAAUUAUAUAUUUAAGACUAUAUGUAUAUGUGGUGUGUAUAUCUCAUUAUAGAAGAAUACGAGAUAAACGUUUACUAAUAACUAUGUAAGAUUUAUAUGCUACAAUCCGCGUAAUAAUUGCAUAUUUUUUAAAGUAAUUAUUAGGUGUGGUAUCAUAUUUUGAAAUAUUAAAGGCUUAAUUUAUGGUAAAUUAAUCAUUUAACAGCGAUGCAAACUUAUUAGAUAUAAGUCAAUCAUUAAUUCGUUUGAUUCUUUCGAUUAUAUUCGUAAAAAACUACGAUUAUAUCGAUUCAAACAUUUUUUGCCGUCCAAUACUAAUAAAUUUAGUUAUUAUUUUGUACACACUUAUUUUGAUAAAUAAUUAAAUAAAAAUAAUAUAUGAAUCGAUUAAGUCUAACAUUCAU